AUGCACUCUGCGAAACUGCCACUAUGGACGACGUUUACGACUCUGACGAUGCCCUUGGUGCGUCGCCUCGCCUGCAUCCUACGAAAAUCGACUACAUACCCCGUGUCACCCCUCCGCCAUUCAUCCCGUCACCCAGCCCCCCACUCAAGGAAAGUCCCGGAGACCACGACCGUAAGGAUUCUGGGCGACGGGCGCAAAAGACUCCUGCCAUCAGUUAGCGACGAGUUGAUUCUCAAAAACUUAACCAAUGCGCAACUUGCCCACGAACUUGGUCAGAUACCCCUGCCAACUGAUUCGCCGCCCGAAGCCGGCAGCCCUGAUGACUAUCGUUCUCCGGACGUAGGGAGGGGGCUACACGAAUCUUCCAUGCCAGAUAUCCUUAGAUCCCAUGCCCGACAAACAGCCCAGCAUGCGUUGGAUUUAAUUAUUGCAGAUGACCUCCCAGCAGAGUCUCAAGGGCCGCGUGGCAAAAUAGAGAGAACUUUUGGUGGAGAGAUCCGCCCACCAUCUCGACCGCCAAGUUUCCUAGAACCCCAGGCGACUGCGGCCCAACUGCCUAGCGGGAUGAUUUCAUCUCCAAUUCUGGAAUCCCAGACCCGUGGACGCGCGAAGGAAUUGGUAGCCACCUCCCCUAAUCUAAGACAAUAUACGAUAUCCACUCAAGGUCGCGAUGCUGGAGACACGCUCCCCGCGUUGCAAUCCAUUCCUGAAUCGGCCUCUGCCAAAUCACCAAAGAACAACCAAAACCUUCCGUCCAUAAAAGAUACACUCAGUGACCGCUUUGGCCCUAUAAAUGGCAUACCGCAAAGCAUAUAUUCAUCACUAUCGACUGCGUUUUCCCAGAAACCGCAAAACCCUCAAGAAUCACACAACCGUCGUCUUUCCGACCAUUACGUUCCAUCCCACCCGGCGUCAGGAGCAUCGUCAUUUCUUUCCCCAGAAAGCUUGAGGGAUAUGUCUGCUAGUCUAUCCCCAGUAGCUGGACCACCUCAACAACCAUAUUGGCAACAAACAACGGAUAAGGGCCCAUCUUAUUCUCAUUCUUCAUGUGGCCCUGGAUCGCAAUAUACAAGUAGCCCGAGUACUGGCUAUCCUACACCAAUUGACUCUCACGCAAACGUCCACUCCCAAAAUCGCCCAUAUUACUGUCCUGUAAAGGGCUGUCCGCGCUCCGAAGGCGGAAAGGGCUUCAAGCGCAAAAACGAAAUGAAACGACACGGCCUUGUCCAUGACUCGCCAGGUUAUGUAUGCCCAUUCUGCCCGGACCAACAGCAUACUUACCCGCGCCCAGAUAACUUACAGAGACAUGUUCGAGUCCACCAUAUUGAUAGGAACCGUGAAGACCCUGAAUUGAGACGAGUUCUUGCCCAGCGACCGGAGGGCGGUAUGAGAGGCAGACGACGACGAAAUGGACUUCAGCAUCAGCAGUAG
Messenger RNA from Paracoccidioides brasiliensis Pb18, 1431 nucleotides. RefSeq lists its product as uncharacterized. Gene Ontology annotation, cellular component: nucleus. The record is from RefSeq and is a predicted model, not a curated record. The transcript is spliced from 3 exons. The coding region runs from base 1 to 1431 and encodes 476 amino acids. Gene Ontology annotation, biological process: regulation of transcription by RNA polymerase II.